Molecule: messenger RNA, 663 nt
Organism: Dendrobium catenatum
Lineage: Eukaryota; Viridiplantae; Streptophyta; Magnoliopsida; Asparagales; Orchidaceae
Product: agamous-like MADS-box protein AGL66
Exons: 7
Coding region: 1-663 (220 amino acids)
Biological process (GO): positive regulation of transcription by RNA polymerase II
Molecular function (GO): DNA-binding transcription factor activity, RNA polymerase II-specific; RNA polymerase II cis-regulatory region sequence-specific DNA binding; protein dimerization activity
Source: RefSeq, a predicted model, not a curated record
AUGGGUAGGGUGAAGUUGGAAAUAAAAAAAAUUGAGAACAAUACAAAUAGGCAAGUGACGUUUUCGAAGCGACGCAAUGGCCUCAUCAAGAAGGCUUACGAGCUCUCCGUUCUCUGUGAUAUAGAUACCGCGCUCAUCAUGUUCUCUCCUUCUGGCAGGCUCAGCUCCUUCUCCGGUCGCCGGAGGAUUGAAGAUGUUAUUGAGAAGUGUAUUAAUGUGCGAGAGCAUGACAAUGGAGGAAGGGUUAAGCUGGACAAGAUGGACAAAGAUUACUUGAUGAGGACUCUUAUCAAACUCAAAUAUGAGGAUGACCUGGCUGCCCACCAAGCCAAAUUUUUGGAGCCCAAUCCUGCAUCUCUGGACUCUUCGAUAUCUUUGAGCGAGCUCGAAUCAUAUGAGAAAUUUUUUAUAGAAUCUCUGGCAAAUGUUUCUGAGAAAAAGGAAUUACGAGAUGUGCGAGUCGAUGUCAACUCAAAUGGACCAACAAGUGGGAGUCGACACGUGGCAACAAGGCUAUGUAUCUACGGAGCACUUAUCAGCAUUGAUCCCUCCUGCGCCGUCAAUAACCCAGGAAUGCCAGAGCUGCCAUCAGUUGAGCUACAAGUCGAGAAUGACAGAUGUGAUGGCGAGAAUGCGAAUGUGGGACGAUCUUUGGCCGUUUGA